UUGAAGGUUAGAAAAAUGUCCCGAGCACAAGCUGAAAGCGUUAUUAAAAACAUAAUACGCGAAAUAGCAGCACAAUGUGCAAACAAAGGACGCGCUGUGUCUGAAACACUCGCUGCUUUCAUGGUGAAAGCGGUUGUUUUAGAUCCAAGAAAUCAUUUUAAUGUUGACCGGACUCUGACAAAGCAGGAUGUGGAAAAACUGAUCCAGCUGUGUGUGGACAGGUUGCUGGAUGAGAAAAGUCCUUCUCUGGAUACCAUUAAAAUGCAGGUUCAUUUUGACAUGAACUACACCUCUCGACGUGAGUUUGUGGAUGAGCACCAGAAGGUUUUCCAGGUGAAGCUGGUGCCUGUGUGCCGUGAGAUCACGGACAGCAGGGCCAAGUCCCGAGAGGAACUGGAUUCUCUUUACCGUAAGAUCGUUAGCUAUGUGUUGUUACGCUCUGGCCUUGGCUCGGCCACUGAUAUCACCAGCGUACGAGAGACCACAGCUGCACUGCAGAGUGUUUUCCCUCCGUCAGAGCUGGCCACAUUCAUGUCUCUGCUCAGACAGGACAAGGAACAGCAGCUGAAUGAGCUCACCAUGAUCGUUACAGGGAUUCGUCUCUUCAACAAGGACAGCGGCAAAGGAGGAGAGAGCAUCGAGGACCUGCCUGCCAUCCUGAACAAAGUCCUGCCUGCCACCAGCCGAGACAUCGAAAGCGAGCUGAAAGGGACGCAGCGCUUAGCCUGGCGCUACACGGCUCUGCUGGAAAAACAACCUGGACCUGAUAAUCAAGAUGUUUUAAACCCUGACCUGCUCUUACAGGCCCUGUACAACGUACGCCAGCAUGAAGCCUUCCUCAAACUCAUCCUGGCUGAUGUGAUUCUGAGUGCAAAGCAAGUGGAUGAUUUACAGACUGAUUUCACAGAGAGGAUGAGAUUGUUGAAGACUACAGUUCAUGCCAAAACUGCUGUUCCCACCUCCCAAGUGUUUCCUUAUUUCACUGCGCUGGCUAAGCUGUGGGCUGGGCUGCAGAAUGAGAUGCUUCUGCUGGAUAUGCUUAGUAAAGUUGUAUCAAGCCUAAGGCAGUUCCUGACGGCCCAGUUUCAACUGCUGAAAAGUCCUCAGAUGGAUCAGCUUCUCGAGGAGGAUACCAUAAAAACAGACAUGGACAGAGCUGCAGAGAGCUCAGAGGAGCGAGUCGAUCCAGUGGAGAUGAAUUCCUGCGAAUGGUUCCUGCCUGAGACCACGGCUAACUUUGACAAGCUCCCGCUACAGUACAGGGGCAUGUGCGGAUACACCCUCAUAACAAAGAACGGCCUCCUGUUGCCAGGCAAUCCAAGCAUUGGUGUUCUGAAACACAGGGAGAAAUUCUACAGCUUCAGCUCCAAACAUGCUGCAUAUCAGUUCGCUUCGAGACCAGAUGAGUGUAUUGAGCUUGUAGCCGAGAUAGCAAAAAGAUCUCCAGAACUGAUCCAGCUACUAGAGCUCCACCAGCAGUUUACCAGCAUUGACCAAUAUUCUCAGAUACAGUCAGGAGAAAGAUUACUGGUAAAACCUAUUUGUAAAAAAGACAGCAGCACACAGACAGACACACACCUGCUGGAGAGCAACAUUGUCAGAUCUUAUGAGUGGAACGAGUGGGAGCUCAGACGAAAAGCCAUCAAACUGGCAAACCUGCGCAGUAAAGUAACCCACUCAAUGCAGACCGACCUGAGCCACAUGAGAAGAAAUAACAGCACCCAGACGUUCAUCCCCAAGGACGCCGCCUGCCAGACAAAAAGGGAUGGCCAGAGUGAUGUACCAAAACCCCAAAUCUACCUGGCUGGCUUGAGAGGAGGAGGAACUUCAACCACCUGCAUGACCAAAGUUGAUUUAACUAGAGCUGUCGAUGAAUAAAACCGUGCUGAUAUACAGUAAAA
This is a messenger RNA of Trichomycterus rosablanca, 1901 nucleotides long. It is a transcript of the gene cfap206, whose product is annotated as cilia and flagella associated protein 206. NCBI's taxonomy places the organism in Eukaryota, Metazoa, Chordata, Actinopteri, Siluriformes, Trichomycteridae. The transcript has 12 exons. The record is from RefSeq and is a predicted model, not a curated record. The coding region runs from base 16 to 1878 and encodes 620 amino acids. Gene Ontology annotation, cellular component: ciliary basal body; axoneme. Gene Ontology annotation, biological process: regulation of cilium beat frequency; sperm axoneme assembly; regulation of flagellated sperm motility.